AUGGUCUACCUUAUGGAUAGCUACUACACAGUUGAUUCUGGCAAGCGUGGAUGGAAGUACGAAGACGUGGCAUCUAAAGGAAUGCACAUGGGUCAGAGAGAUUAUGGACCGUUUCAACAAUUUAUUCCUCCUCAUAGGUGUGUAUCUCAAUGCACAGAAGAGCAGUUCCGUGAAGUCGGUUAUAGACCACCACCGACUGUCUAUCCACUCUAUCCGAUAGAUCAUAAUCCAGAAAGGAGAAUACAUAUAGGACCAGUACCAGUUUAUAAACCAAAUAUCAUCAUUCGUUGUCUUGAACCACCACCUAUUGAACCAGAUACACGGACUAUCGUUGAAGUACGUCCACCUACACCUCCUGCUCCACCUCCAAUAGUUACACAUGGUCCGUGGCCUGGGCCUCCUCCUACACUGCCUCCACUUAUUCUACGUCAACGGCCUCCACCACGACCUGCUCCUACCAAUGAUAUACAUUAUUUGCGCUUGCCUACUCCACCUGCUCCACCUGCACAGCGCAUCCAUCAUAUUUAUAGACCUUGUCCUCCUAAGCCUCGAGAUAUCAUCAUUGAACGAUGGCUUCAUCAUAAACGUUCAUUUCCAAGAAAAGUUGAUGUAGUACCAGCUCCUCCUCAUAACCCCAUACCGGUACGCGAUGUCAUCAUCGAGCAUGUUCAUCCAGAACCUCUCAUUGAACACCAAAUUCGAAAAUAUCCUCAACCUAUACCGACCAACCCAGAGACCUAUGAACAACCGCAUGAUGGUACAUUACUUGACGAUAAAAAACUACAAGAAAUACUAUUCAGCAUACUAUCUCGUCAACAUGUUAGUCCACACAUUUUACAACGUCUUCAAGCUAUUUUCCGGGUACGAUGCGAUCAAAAUAAUGAACCGAUUGGCUUUGACGGAUUUAUGCCAAGGCCUAACAUAGAUAACAUGAUACCACCGACUGAAACACAUUUCCCGUUCAUCAACCCCAUGUCGAGUUUUUCUGAUGAACUUCUACCAACAGCCCCUUUGCCUUAUUAG
Molecule: messenger RNA, 1023 nt
Organism: Rotaria sordida
Lineage: Eukaryota; Metazoa; Rotifera; Eurotatoria; Philodinida; Philodinidae
Source: the annotation of a GenBank genome assembly